Messenger RNA from Argiope bruennichi, 1165 nucleotides. Its product is annotated as 26S proteasome non-ATPase regulatory subunit 10-like. Bases 81 to 770 code for a protein of 229 amino acids. Lineage: Eukaryota; Metazoa; Arthropoda; Arachnida; Araneae; Araneidae. The record is from RefSeq and is a predicted model, not a curated record. Gene Ontology annotation, molecular function: protein binding. The transcript has 7 exons.
CACUUUUAUUCAUACACAGCAUGACUUCGAAUUUGGAGUUUGUUUUGGUUUGGACUUGGAAGAUAUUUUUAUUGUAGAGAAUGUCAGAAUUAGAAAUCUGUCGAUUUGCUUUUGAAGGAAAAUAUGAUAAGCUGAAAGAAAAAAUUGAUGAUGACAAAGCUUAUCUGACCAAAAAAGAUGGGUCUGGGCGAAUUGCAUUGCAUUGGGCUGCAUCUGGAAGCCAAAAGAAUAUUGUGAACUUUUUGUUGCAACAAGGUUCACCUGUUGAUGAAUCUGAUGAUACAAACUGGACUCCUUUGAUGAUUGCAACUUCUGUGGGAUGUACAGAUAUUGUUUCAACCUUGAUUAGCAGAGGAGCAGAUGUGAAUGCCAUCAAUCAAACAGGACAAACUGCCUUGCAUUAUGCAGCAUCCAAAAAUAGAGAUGAGAUUGUUCGUAUUUUAUUAGCAAAUCAUGCUAAUAUUAAUGCAGCUGAUAAUAUGGGAAGUACACCUUUACAUAGAGCAGCUUCAAAAGGUAACAUCAAAAUUAUGAAGAUCUUUCUAGAAGAAUAUAGCAACCAAUUGGAUCUUAAUCCUAGAGAUUGUGUUGGUAAUACUCCCCUACAUUUAGCAUGUGAAGAAGAAAGACUGGAAGCUGCAAAAUUACUGAUUGAAGCUGGUGCUAAUACUGAUACAUUAAAUAAAGAAAAGAAAAGUCCAUUUGAGAUGGCACCACCCCAGAUUCGUUCUACAUUAAGAAGAAUGGCUGAUGCUGUUUUGUAUCCAUGAACAGUACCUCAUCUCAUAUUUGGCACAACUAUUCAUUGCUUAUAGUAUAAAGACCACUUUCAGAAAAGAGGAUUAUUUAAAUGGAAGAAGACAAAGUUGUGUUAGCUAAUCUACCAGAUAUUUUACUGUAAGGUAAAUCGGAUUAAAUUACAACUGAUAUUGAUAAAAAAUACUUCAUUUAUUCCUGUUUAUUAUAUUUAAAAUGAAUAUUGCUCUGCCCUUAAAAUUCUUAAGUAUUUUAUCACAAUAGUGAUAAUUUUUUCAAAUUACCUGGACUAUUUCACAGGUUUCAUUUUGUUAAUACACCACUUUGUAUACCAAUUAUCAAACUUUCUUAAUGUAUUUUAUUUAUAUAUAAAUGUAGUUAAGUUUUCUUGAUAAAUAAGCAAAAUCUA